Molecule: messenger RNA, 2058 nt
Organism: Symbiodinium sp. CCMP2592
Lineage: Eukaryota; Dinophyceae; Suessiales; Symbiodiniaceae
Source: the annotation of a GenBank genome assembly
AUGUUCUCUGCCAUGAAUCGAUCUGCACAAAAUGGAGAAGAGCCACCUGCUAAAAAGAAGCGAAUAUUGCCCCCCAUUGGAAAGGAAGCUGAUGAAGAGAAGCAUGUCUUCAUUUCUGUGGAGGGUUAUGCCGAGCAGAUUGAGAAGCUGUUUGAAGGAGACCAUGAGUUUGUAUUCAUCCGCGGUGGCGUGGCCAUCGGCAAGACCACAUUGGCAGAGCAUUUGGGCCGCUCUGAGAAGUAUGUGAAGGUGCCCUUCACUGAACAUGGUCGUGACGAUGCUUGGAGGGUGAGCACAGUGGAAGCCGUGCAACAAGCAACAGGCAAAGUUGACAGAGCUGGUUCAGCUUUCCGGAGUGCGCUGAAGCAAGCCAAGGACAACAACUUGACCCUGAUUUAUGAUGAAGCUCACACACUGUUCCUCUCUCCAGACCUAUGCUCAGACUUAUUCAAAGCAGACAUACACUAUCGACCACGGGUCUUGCUGUUCUCAGCGUCAGGUGAUGCUUCAAGUACAUCAAGCCUCGCCAUGACAACGCCAAGGGAAAUCAGCCGAAAGGUUAUGUGGACACCACCUCUACCCUGCACUCUAGACCUGAAGGAACAGCUGAAGGAAGCUGGCGUCAAGCUGGACAAAGAGAGCAUCGAGUUCUUCACCAGCUUCUGUGGUGGGCAUCGCGGCAUUUUCAUCGCUGCGAUGCACUGGGUGAAGAGCAAGCAGAACCCGGCUGACAGUUGGAACUUCAGAAAGACGGUGGGAUAUGUGCGGAACAGCUACAAGCAGGGGAAUUGGAACUGUGCUGACACAGAGCUUCUAGGGUUUGUGCAACAGAGCCGUGCAGUGCGUAUCAAUGGUAGGUUCCACGAUGUUGAACGCAUUCCUCGGGAGUUUGUAGAGCUUCUUUGCAAAGGGGCAACCAGCAUCGCAGAAGCGGACGUUCGGAGAGAGCUUUCCAUCAAUGGCUUUGUAGUUCCCAAACCUGACAGAGGCAUUGAAGCAGAGUUCCAAAGCCUGGACUGGAACAACGCGCAUACGGAAUACCAAGUGGCGAACCCUCUACUGGCUUCAUAUUACCGCUUCAUUCUGCAGAAACAGUGCGCUUUGGAAGUUGGCAAAGGCAUUGAAGUGAAUCCCCGACACUGUGCAGACUUGCUGAUGCGAGCAUUGCCUUACAUGCUCUUCUGCAAGGUUGUGAGUUUUGAAGGAGAUGAGUCUGAGUUGGCGACAGAUGGUCUUCCGCAUGAACAGCAGUACAACAAGGCCGCCCACAGUGUGCUUCACGACAUGGGCUACAGGACCUUUGCCCCAGAAGCGUCAGGGACGGGCAAGGGGAAGCCAGACCUUAAGGUCCAAAUUGGUACUACAACGUUUAUCAUCGAGGGCGCAAAGGGCAAAAUCCCUGAGCACCUUGAGCGUUUCCAAAAUUUCGAAAACUACAAGAAUGCCGAGCACAAGGGUCUCUACAUCAUCAGCAACAACAAUGAGAAGAUGCUCGAGACCGUGAGGAAGACUUCAGAAGGCGAUGUCCAAAUCAUAGGCUUGGUCCCCAACAUCGCCCACACCGCAUACACCGUUCACGUGAAGAGCAAGGGGAUCAAAAGCAUCAACACCUUCACGGUGGACUGCGACCUCGUGGCAAGGAGGUUGGUGCUCAAAGACGAUGGCGAGCCUGAGCUCUACAGCGUCCAAUCGCUGAAGAGCGUCAACCUGUCUCCAAAAGCUCAGAGCAGCAAGACCUCUGAACCCGUCGUCUGGGUGCGGGAGCUGGCCCUGAAGGAUGGGACGGUCGCCGCCAAGUCUCGUCAAGAGGAGGAGCUGGAGCGGGCGUUUAAGGUGCAGUCCCGUGAGGGUGCGCAGCUCAAUGAUGUGGACGACUUGGCGACAGCCAUCAAGCAGAUGAACCCCGAUCUCAGGGACAUCGCUCCAAGGCAUAUCGACAUCUACCUGUACUCAAAAGAAGCUGGAGCGUGGCAACGCGUCGCAAGCGCAUCGACCUCCCUGCGUCAGGACACCAGCGAGCUAGACUGCUACGGCUUUUUGCCGUGGCAGCGAACUUGA